Molecule: messenger RNA, 591 nt
Organism: Alternaria ventricosa
Lineage: Eukaryota; Fungi; Ascomycota; Dothideomycetes; Pleosporales; Pleosporaceae
Exons: 1
Coding region: 1-591 (196 amino acids)
Source: RefSeq, a predicted model, not a curated record
AUGGCAGUAAAGACGCAAAUCUCAAUAGACUCGGAGGGCAAGCCCAAGAGCAGAAUUGCGACUACACCGGUGGACCGUCUGCGAGUAGCGGUAAGUAACCUCAUCGGAAAUUCAUUUCCAGAUGACAUGGCUGAACUGAAUACACAGAAGCAACAACUCCAGUGCUCCAACAACGCGCAAACAAAGUUGCAUACCAUGUUCGAGGAAAUGAUGCAAGAGCUUGAAGAUACAAAGAACAAACUUGAGACAACCGAAAAGGAGCUCGAGUCUACUAAGAGCGAACUCGACUCGAUGGAGACUGAUCUGAUCGAGAGCAACACAGAGCUGCUGGAUAUCAGGGAGGAGCUGGCUGCGGCGACCCUUCUGGCUCAAAACAACCAUAACUCCUGGAAGACCGCACACGACGACCUCCGACGGAUCAAGAGCGUAUUGAAGGCGCAGAAGCAGAACUACAAGGACUUAGAAACUAAAUUGGCGCUCGAGAAAAAGAUGGCGAAGAAGAACGAUACCGCCCAGAAAAAGCUCGAGCAGCUCAAGAGCCAGUGGUCGUCACUCUCACAUAUGCUCGGUAACGAAGAUCACAAAUGCUAA